UUUUUCAUUAAAUGUGCACAAAAACAAACAAUUUGCCCUAAUUUAAAAUCCCCAGGAAACCAAUAACACACAGGAAAAAUGCACGUGGUCAUUUUAUGACAUUCAAUUCAGUGCUUAUGCCAUGAUGAUGUAUGCAGGUGGUGCAGCUGUGGCUGCAGUGAAAGGAGACUCACAUUUGUUUUGCCAUUCAUUCACCCUGCAUGAGAACAACGUGAUGUUAUAAUGAUGGUAUUUAGAGGUGGACUGACUCAAGUAGGACACCACUGAAGGCUUGAAAUGCAAAAAAACUUCACAUCUAUGAUUUGCUGAUAGUUAAUAGUAAUCAGGCUUUGCUUGAUCCAUGUGUGUCUGCCUGCCUGACAACAAUAUGUGUAGAAAAUACGGGAUAUAUACAUCUACAGGGAUGUACAAUGUAUGUAAAAUUUGACAAAUCUUACAGAAAAACAUUGUGUAUAUACUGAAGAUAUAUAGAUAUGGAGAUAAUCUAGGCUAUACAAUGAAUUUCCAAUUAUAUAUAGAUUUAAUUAUUAAAAAAAAUGAUACAGAAUAUACAAAAUGGACAAUGCAAUUAAACACAUUAGCACAUUAUAAACAAGAGCAAGAAAACAAUUUUAGCAGAUUGAUGUGAUCUGGUUAGAAACUUAUGUUGGAACCCACUGAUUAAAAAAAGAGGAAAAACCCUGAGAAACACUUUGCAAUACACGAAUGCAUGUUCAGAUGUACAGAUCCUUUAAGAACACGAAUGUUCUCUUAAUGAUGUCGCAGUAACAAUGGCGACCAGGAUGCAAGCGUCAAAACACACACACACACACACACACACACACACACACACACACACACACACACACAAAGUCUCACCUAGGUUACAUUUGAAAUAUUGGGAUGGGUGGGCGUGACGUCACGCCUUACAAUUAACGCGGAGAGGCACGAGCGCGCCCGAUCCUGACGCCAGUGUGAUGGAGGGUGCAGUGAGCUCGCGGCUUGUCAGGUUGCUCGCCGGUGUAGCGAUCGCCUUCGCCGCGGUGGUCCUGCUGCACGUGCGUGACCCGUCCGACGUGCUGCUGGACGGCGCAUACGGAUACCCCGAGCUGUGGAGAAAAACCGGCCUGGCCGGCGCUCCGGCGCGCGCUGCGGCGUGCAUCCUGGCCGGUGCAGUGCUUUUGGCAGCGGUGUGGCUCUACCGGCUCCUGUUCGCUCCACUAGAGCUGCUGAGAAGCCCAGACGACGUGGGCUACGUCGCGGAGGAUGGGCGCUCGCGAGCGCGUGCGGCCAACGAGGUGCGGCGGAGGCGCAAGACCGGGGAACUGCCUCCGGUUUAUCCCAACGGCUGGUACCGGAUCCUGGACUCGCACAUGCUGGAGCGUGGAGACGUCAAGAGCGUAACCGUGUUGGGUGAGCAGGUAGCAGUGUUUCGGGGUCAGGAUGGGAAAGCCUAUGUGAUGGAUGCCUACUGCCCUCAUCUAGGGGCCAAUCUGGGUGUAGGGGGCCGAGUGGUGGGCAACUGUAUUGAGUGUCCAUUUCAUGGGUGGCAGUUUCGAGGAGAGGAUGGAAAGUGUGUCAGGAUCCCAUAUGCUGAAAAAGUACCGGAGUUUGCUAAGGUGCGCCGCUGGCUGAGUUGUGAGAUAAACGAGCAGAUACUGGUUUGGUUCCACUGUGAUGGUGAGGAACCAACCUGGAUAGUUCCUGAGCAGAAAGAGAUCACCAGUGAAGAGUGGGUUUACCGUGGACGCACGGAGCACUUCAUCAACGCUCACAUUGAGGAGAUACCAGAGAAUGCUGCCGACAUUGCUCACCUGGCCCAUCUCCAUACUCCAGGUAUCGUGAGUGGCGUGGACCUGCGUUAUACUAACAGUAAGACCUGGGAGUUCAUCCGCCAUGACUGGAAGGUGGAAUGGAAUCCAGAGCCGGAGCCCAAUAAGCACUGCUCUCAGAUGCUGGUGAAGCAUGCUCUCACUGUAUUCGGACGCCACUGGCCUUUAUUGGAUGUGAAUGUGGUGGCCAGACAGGUCGGUCCAGGUGUGGUGUUCCUGCUGUUUAACCACAGCUUCUUGGGUCGUGGUGUGAUCUUACACUGUGUGACCCCAGUGGAGCCUCUGCUGCAGUGUGUGUCGCACAGCAUUUUCUACCAGAGCAACAUUCCUCCACUCGUGCCAAAAUUCAUCCUGCGUGCCGAGUGUAUUCAGUUUGAGCGAGACGUCAUGAUUUGGAACAAUAAGAAAUAUAUUUCUAAACCAUUGCUGGUGAAAGAAGACUCAGCCAUCCAGAAGCAUCGGCGCUGGUAUAGUCAGUUCUACAGUGACAACAGUCCACGUCUGCGCUUCCAACACGAGACCCUGGACUUCUGAUUGAAAACACGGUCUGGACUCAAGACUCUAUGCAGUUGUUCGAGGACAGGAUGUUUGCAACGGUCCUUAAAAAUAAUUUUAAAAACAAACAAAAAAAAUAAAUUUAAUCAUAUAAGUGGGAUAAAUGGAUUCGAGUGAGACGAGCCCCUGAUCUUGAAAUAUUCAAAUGUUCCACAUGCAGAGCUGAAAAUCUCAAUAACCUAAGAGGAUGCCAAGAUGGUAGCAGUAUUUCCUUCCGUUUUUAUUUUUUAAGGACCAUACUAUACUUGUGAAGUGCCUGAGAGGACCGUGAAUCACUGAGCGAGUGUUAACUUCCGCUCGCUCGCUCUCUUUAUGAGAAUCACUGCAGCUUGACUUUAUUGCACUGUAAUCAGGGGAAUUCGAUACACCUCAUCACAUCACGACACGUCGCAGACUAAAGAGCUCUUUCGGCUAAUGCAAGCAAUAACAGCUGACCGCCGAGAGGACGCACCAAAGCUACAAGACCUGUUCAUUUCUACACUGUGAAUUCAUUAUACACAAACACAGUGCAUGAAUUGGUGCAGCAGUCUCUGCGAUCACAUUUAAGCGUGUAUCAGGAAAACCUUUACUAUUUCUUUUCUAGUAGUCCACUAUUAUUUAGAAAUGAUAUCAGAGACGUGGUCUGUGUGCUUGUUUGAUAAAAAUUUACAAUUCUGAAUCAUAUAUAAAAUCGUUAGCAGCUUUAAAAAUAUCUAUUCUGUACUGGAUGGUUGUGCAAUAAACAUGGCAGUUGUAUUAGAA
Messenger RNA from Silurus meridionalis, 3107 nucleotides. RefSeq names its product cholesterol 7-desaturase nvd. The coding region runs from base 957 to 2345 and encodes 462 amino acids. Gene Ontology annotation, cellular component: chloroplast. Gene Ontology annotation, molecular function: chlorophyllide a oxygenase activity; 2 iron, 2 sulfur cluster binding. The transcript is spliced from 8 exons. Gene Ontology annotation, biological process: chlorophyll biosynthetic process; cholesterol metabolic process. The record is from RefSeq and is a predicted model, not a curated record. NCBI's taxonomy places the organism in Eukaryota, Metazoa, Chordata, Actinopteri, Siluriformes, Siluridae.